Molecule: messenger RNA, 1642 nt
Organism: Daphnia pulex (common water flea)
Lineage: Eukaryota; Metazoa; Arthropoda; Branchiopoda; Diplostraca; Daphniidae
Exons: 4
Coding region: 844-1194 (116 amino acids)
Source: RefSeq, a predicted model, not a curated record
AAGGCGUCGUAUGCUGUUGGGUCUUGUAUCGUUGAUGGCUGGGUCGACCACUGGUGUACCGAUGUCUCCUGGGUAUGGCGGAUACCAAACCGCAAUGCCGCUGCCUUACUACCCAAGAGCAACUAACGCAACGACCAGUUACUGCACCGAGAUCUCCAAGUACUACACCAGUAAGGCACCGGAGUUUCAUACCACAAUUUACGCUGCCCCGAGCCACUCCACUGACGCCCUGAAGUAUUACUCUGCCCCGAGUUACUACACCACCAAGGCGACGGAGCAUGACUAAGCAUGCUGCCCAAUCCUACUACACCGAGGCUCCCAACUGCUACACCGAGGCUCCCGCCGGUAAAGUACUACUCUUUCCCGAUCUACACAACCACAACUGAGGCGGACAAGGAUGACGCAGUUCCGACUUGCUACACCGAAGCUUCUCUUUCGUGCUACGUUGAUCAGAAAUACUACACUGAUGCUCCAGUUCACUACACCACGACCUACGCUACACCGCAGCCUCCAAGUACUACAUCGAAGAAGCUGCCUAUUACACAACAACGUAUGCUGCCUAGUUUACUACACCGAGGCUCCCAAGUACUACAUCACUAGGGCACAGGAAAUCUACACGUCUAUGUAUGCUGCCCCUUCCUACUACACCGAGGCGCCGCAUUACUACAACACUGAAGCUCUUAAGUACUACACUACAACCUACGCUGCCCCGAGCUACUACACCUACGUCCCGAAGUAUUACUGAGCGUAAAAGGAGUAGUAAAAAAAAAAAAGUCGGUCCCCGAACUGCAGUGCCCUAUCUGUCACCAACUGCAUUCCUCAUCUUGUAACCGAUUCGCCAUUAUGGACAUCUAUGGCGUCGUGCUCAUGUUGGGUGUUGUAUCGUUGAUGGUUGGGUCGACCGCUGGUGUAGCAAUGUCUCCUUGGUGUGGCGGAAACCAAACCGCAACGCCGCCGCCUUCCUACACAACUUACGCAACGACCAGUUCCUGCACCAAGGUCUUCAAGUACUACACCACUAAAGCACCGGAGUUUUAUACCACAACUUACGCUGACCCGAGCCACUACACUGACGUCCUGAAGUAUUACUCUGCCCCGAGUUACUACACCACCAAGGCGACGGAGCAGGACUACGCAUCCUACCUCAUUCUACUACACCAAGACUCCCAGCUGCUACACCGAUGCUCCCGCUGAUUACUCCACCAAAACGGUUGAAUACUACACCGAAGCGUUUAAGUACUACUCUGCCCAGAUCUACAAAACCACAACUGAGGCGGCCAAGGAUGACGCAGUUCCGACUUGCUACACCGAAGCUUCUCUUUCGUGCUACGUUGAACAGAAAUACUACACUACCAGUUCACUACACCACGACCUACGCUACACCGCAGCCCCCAAGCACUACAUCGAAGAAGCUGCCUAUUACACAACAACGUACGCUGCCCAGUUUACUACAUCGAAGAAUUUAAGUAUUAUCCUGCUCCAAACUACUACCAAACUGAGGUUCAUAUUUAUUGCAAUUCUCCCGAAUCCUGAUUAUGUCACCACUACUCACGCUGCUCCGACCUUUACACCGAAGUUCUGAAGUAUUUCUCUGGAUGUGUUGAAAGAUUGCUGAAAUACAAGAUGGAUUGAUAAAUAACAA